Molecule: messenger RNA, 3676 nt
Organism: Cyprinus carpio (common carp)
Lineage: Eukaryota; Metazoa; Chordata; Actinopteri; Cypriniformes; Cyprinidae
Product: 7SK snRNA methylphosphate capping enzyme-like
Biological process (GO): snRNA modification
Molecular function (GO): RNA methyltransferase activity; snRNA binding; O-methyltransferase activity
Source: RefSeq, a predicted model, not a curated record
GCCCCGUUCCACACAGCGAGCGAGACGCCGCAGCGCGUUGCUGAGUUCAGCCGAGUAAGCGCAGCAGUUUAGGGGUUAAAACAAUAAACAGAAAGCGACCAUUGUGAUCAGUUCCUCCACACAGCCUGCAGACACUCUAAAAUAGCGUUCGUUUGUGUUUCAGUAAGCGUUAGUUGGGAGGGGCGUGUCCUCUGAGUGUGUUAUUGUGAGUUGAGUCCUGGUUCGGAGUCUUUCGGGGCUCUCUUCGGUUCUCUUCGUGCUGUGUGUUUGGAGGCGGGCGCGCGCACUCUGAAGAUCCAUGUCUCCUCCAGUGUCAGCCUGAAAAAUGAUAGAGAUGUCUUUUGACAAAGAAACUGUUUUAUCUUGUGAGGGGCAAACAGACCCCGCUUCCCAGCAGCACUCAGAACUUACUAGAAACGAUACCAGCACUCUCCAAGCGUCCGGGAAGACCACGGUUAUAAACCUCAGUGAAGAGGCAGGGAGUGCGACGUCACCGGAAGACCGAGAGAAAGCCGCUGGCGCAGAUAACAAUGCUGUGAGUACAAGUGGGGUUGCUGGGGUCGAGUCGUCUACACAGAACGGCACCCAGCAGCCCAAACCUCAACAGCAGAAACUCAGUAAGCGCCGCAGCACGAUGAGCGCUGGAUUCAAACACCCCGGUUACGGUAAACGACGACGCCGUGCCAACUCUGAGAGCGAGUCGGUCCUGCCAACCAACUUCCUGCUGGGCGGGAACAUUUUUGACCCGCUCAACCUUAACAGCCUUUUGGAUGAAGAGGUGAACCGGGCUCUCAACGCGGAGACGCCCAAGUCCUCGCCACUGCCGGCCAAAAGCAGAGACCCCGUAGAGAUCCUGAUACCCAGAGACAUCACAGACCCCCUGAAUCUCAACUGCCCCGGUGCAGGGGACAGCAGCCUGUUGGUGUCUCCCCUGAAAAGUGGCGGAGGCAGGCGAAGACAUCGGAACAAGCACCAUGGAGCGAGCGCUGGGAAAGUUUCGGGUGAAGGAAUAGUGGCACCGAGCGGAUUGCCAGAGUCUGAUGGCUGUGCAGCAGGACAGGAGGAGGGAGCAACAGCGCUCUCCUUAACGCCUCCGCACGUGGACACACGUGUCCCUGAGGACCAAACCCUGUCGGACUCCACUCUUGAGGCUCAGGGGUCACAUAAGCCCGGUUUAACCACAAACGGUGGUGAGCUGAAGGAGAAAACCGUUGACAUGUCAACCGCACCUCCAUCAAGCAGGCAGCGCAAACGCAGGCGCGCCGGGAGCAGACUGGAGAACGCAGACAGUUCAGAUGGGAUGAGAAAUCAGGGUCCGAGAUCUGGGGGGCAUUUUCAGCCCCCUCACACCCCAGGAUCUGCAGAAAGACCACAACAGCAUCCAAACCAAUGGAGGUCGCAGAACAGCAACCAGCACCAACAACACACUAAAAAGAAGUUUCAAUAUGGCAACUAUAACAAAUACUAUGGCUAUCGCAACCCUGGGCUGAGCGAGGACCCUCGUAUCCGUGUUAUGAAUCCCGAGUGGUUCAGAGGGAAGGAGGUUUUGGAUCUGGGUUGCAACACUGGCCACCUGACUCUUACAAUCGCCAAAAAUUGGCGGCCGGCACGGAUUGUGGGCCUGGAUAUCGAUACAGCGCUGAUACAUGCAGCUCGCCAGAAUAUACGGCACUACCUCUCUGAGGUUCACACGCAGCGGGCCAGACGCUCCGGGGAAAACGGCGAGGGGAGUCGAGGAGAAGGGAACGAGCGGGAUUUAGAAGAAAAGAGUCAGAGGAAGGAGAAGGAUGAAGAGAGGUUUGUUGUGAAAGAGGAGGAGGGUGAGGACAAAACAGAGCAUGUGGAGGAAGUGAACGAAUGCGUGGUCGACGAAGGAAUGGAAGUUGGUCGAGAAGAAAGGGAGAUUAAAACCACCGAGGCUGAUCCGGGGGGAACGAGUGGGAAAGAGGAAGAUGAAGCAUCGGCUGCUCUCCCUGAUGGGAAGCAUUCGUUCCCGGUCUCGCUCCAGAUCUCAAGAGGACCCAUAGUUGGCCCGCCUUUGCCUGAAAUAAACCCCGACAGUCUCCCUCCUGGAGAUUUCCCUGCCAACGUAACCUUUGUCAAGGGGAACUAUGUGCUGGAAAGUGAUGUGUUGCUGCAGACGCAAAGGGAAGAGUAUGACGUGAUCCUGUGUUUGAGCGUGACCAAAUGGGUCCACCUGAACUGGGGUGAUGCCGGACUCAAGCGGCUCUUCCACAGGGUACACAAGCACCUGCGGCCCGGAGGACUCUUCAUUUUGGAGCCCCAGCCCUGGAGCUCCUACGGCAAGAGAAAGAAACUCACUGAGGCCAUCUUUAAGAAUUACCACAGCAUCCGGUUAAAACCGGACCGGUUCUCCUCUUACCUGACUACUGAGGUGGGCUUCUCCAGUUACGAGCUCAUCGCAACAUCACAGAACUAUUCUAGAGGUUUUCAGAGACCGAUUUACCUUUUUCAUAAAGGACGCUCACCUCAAAAGUGACGGCACCAGUUUAACCGCCAACCUCGAGAAGAAAACACAAGACUUGGAUUUUGAAAACAACCAGCAUUUGAAGCCACUGCAACUUUAAGUGGUUUUCUCUGGAAGUAGAUUUUCAAUAUUUUGAACUCUUGAAAGGAAUCUCAUUGGUGCUGAAUUAGAUUAAUUGUUCCCCUGCCAUUAAAAAUAAAGGAAAAUAUCCCUUGCGAGACUCUACUGAAGAAUUACAGGUGCAUAUCAGAGUUGUUCCUCAACUCAAGCAAGCGGUUUUCAUCUCUGAUAAAGAACGUUUUUGUGAAGAAGCACAAAGUAAUUUCUCCUAAGCUCCUGUUAAACACAAUUUGAUUUUUAUUUGGAAUGAAAUUCCCCAAAAUGCAAGUUCUCUGACUUCCUUCCUUUCUAGCACACAGAGCUGAUAAAUGACCAUCUAGAACUGAAAUGUUUGGUGGGUGGGGUUGUGAACCUUUCAUUUUCUCAAAAAGAAAGUUUAGAGCAUGUUGCCAGAUGUUCAGCUUUCUGGUUUUUGCUGUUUUGUUGUUGUUGCACUGUCCUAUACUCAUUAUUUCUUUACAUUUUGAACAAAGCAUUGCUAUUAAAAUAGGAAGCUUUUGACAGUUCUAGCAUCUGUCUGCCCAUCAGCCGUUUCGCAGCCAGCGCGGCUGCCACUGUGCAACAAAUGCCAAUAGCUCAAUUUGUUGUUCAUCGAUUUAUAUAUGGGAUCCUAAUGUUGUCCCGAAGAGUUUUGAAGCUGCAGGUUAGCUGAUUUGCUAUGUUGAAGUGUACACUGAUAUGACGUCCCGAAUAAAAGUCGGGCUGAUACCAGAAGGAUGCGAUUCCUUUUUGUUGUGGUGGGUCACAGAGAAUGAAGUUUAAACGAUUUUUUUUUUAUGCAUUUUGUUCCGAUUCUCCAAGUGUUAAAGUUGAACACAAACUGAGGUACUUUUUGUAAAAUGUUUGUCCAGAGUUCUUGUCACAACUGAGGUAACCUUGUUGUUGUUAGUUUUAAUGCUGUUGAAAGGUUUGCACUAAAACGAGAGAACAGAUUUGUCUCCCACUUUUGUAUUUUAUUGUGCAAAUGAAAAGUUGGUGUAUCUCUGAAAGGGGUUCUUUCCAUUCAGAGGACUCAACGAAAUGGAAAAAAAAAAUAACUACAAAAUAAACAUGAUUUUGUAAUGCUGA